CCGUGUUGCCGACAGAGAUGCCCUUGGAUUCCCCGCCUGAGCCAUUUGAGCUGCGCUCGGGCACGACGGCAUCCCCGCGGCCCCAAAGCUCCCCACCGCCGGCCCCGGCACCUCCAGGCCGCCCCGGGCGUUGGCUCCGGCCCCGGAGCGGAGCGCCCAGCCCGUGUUCCCGGGGCUCCCCCGCUGCACCGCGCUAUGAACUGCAGCGAGGCGCGGAGGCUGCAGCCGCUGCUCGCUGCGCUCCUGCGGGAGUUCCGCCGUGGCGGUAACGGCAGCGCGACGGCGGCGGCGGCGGGGGGAGGCUCCGGCCCCGGGGGCGACGCUUCGCUCUACAUCCUCCUCAUCAUGAUCUUCUACGGCUGCCUGGCCGGGGGGCUCAUCCUGGCUUACACCCGCUCGCGGAAGCUGGAGUCCAAGCACGACCCCUACCACCUCUACAUCGAACGGGACUGGGACCGCGGAGCUCCGGGCCAGGAGGGCGGCCCCGCCGAGGGCCAGCGGCUGAUGUGAGCCAGGACCCGGCAGACAGCCCCGGGGCUCGGGAGGAGGAGGAGGAGGAGGAGGAGGAAGAGGCCGUGGGGGGCUCCGAGGCCGGCCCUGCGAUAGCUCCGCUCCCGCCGCCCGCAGCUCGGCUCGCAGCUCGGGCUGCCCUCCAGCAAUUCGGGUGGAUUUGUAGUGCUUUUCGACAAUAAAAAUCCUGCAUGGCGUACGUA
Messenger RNA from Tyto alba (common barn owl), 713 nucleotides. It is a transcript of the gene KCNE5, whose product is annotated as potassium voltage-gated channel subfamily E regulatory subunit 5. Gene Ontology annotation, cellular component: membrane. Gene Ontology annotation, molecular function: potassium channel regulator activity; delayed rectifier potassium channel activity; voltage-gated potassium channel activity involved in ventricular cardiac muscle cell action potential repolarization. Gene Ontology annotation, biological process: membrane repolarization during action potential; regulation of ventricular cardiac muscle cell membrane repolarization; regulation of heart rate by cardiac conduction. The record is from RefSeq and is a predicted model, not a curated record. The transcript has a single exon. NCBI's taxonomy places the organism in Eukaryota, Metazoa, Chordata, Aves, Strigiformes, Tytonidae. The coding region runs from base 196 to 510 and encodes 104 amino acids.